This is a messenger RNA of Papaver somniferum (opium poppy), 577 nucleotides long. Its product is annotated as histone H4. Gene Ontology annotation, biological process: nucleosome assembly. Gene Ontology annotation, cellular component: nucleosome. Gene Ontology annotation, molecular function: protein heterodimerization activity; structural constituent of chromatin; DNA binding. The transcript has a single exon. The record is from RefSeq and is a predicted model, not a curated record. Bases 78 to 389 code for a protein of 103 amino acids. Lineage: Eukaryota; Viridiplantae; Streptophyta; Magnoliopsida; Ranunculales; Papaveraceae.
CACUUCUCAGAGUAAAUAACACAAAUCAAAAUCAAUCAGCAGAGAAAUAAAGAAAUUUUCUGCAGAGAGAAAAUAAAAUGUCAGGAAGAGGGAAAGGAGGUAAGGGAUUGGGAAAGGGAGGAGCAAAGAGACACAGGAAGGUGUUGAGAGAUAACAUUCAAGGAAUCACUAAACCAGCUAUUAGAAGAUUAGCAAGAAGAGGUGGUGUUAAACGUAUCAGUGGAUUGAUUUAUGAAGAAACAAGAGGUGUUCUCAAGAUCUUCUUAGAAAAUGUCAUCCGUGAUGCUGUUACUUACACUGAACAUGCUAGAAGAAAAACUGUCACUGCUAUGGAUGUUGUCUAUGCUCUUAAGAGACAAGGAAGAACCCUCUAUGGAUUUGGGGGUUAGGGUUUUGUUAAAAGAUGUUGAAAUUAGGCUUUCAAUUUUAUUUUGAUUUUUGUUGGGUUUCAAAUGUACUCGCCUACUCGGAGAUUAACUUAAUCCAAUCUUUUCUCUCAUUUUUAAUUUCUCCAUAACGAAUCCAGUAUCAGCUAAUAUUAUUGAUUUUGAUUUCAAUCGACUAUUCAUUUCCUGCA